CGCCAAACAAUUUUUAGAUUUUGUUGUUGCCUGUUUCUUUUAGUUUUAUCUUUUUAUUUAUUGGUUUGCUGUUGUUAGCCUGGAUGUGGCAGCAGACGCCGUUCAAAGCGCGCAGUUGCCCUUGAAAGUUGUCAUAGCAACGGACGCACAACAAAUGAACAAUUGUUUGCUUUUAAUAUUGCUUUUGGGUUGCGUUUCUCGCGCAAAAAAGGCACGCUAGCUAAAUCGAUUGGCAUUUUUCAACAGAACAUUCAAAAUUUUAAGUGCACAGACAUAACAAAACUUGCCUAUGGAUAUGGAUAAUGCAAGCUUGGCGAUGGAUAUGCUGCGUGCCGCCACAGAACAAAACGAGGCCACAAUAUCGACGUCAUUAAAGAACACAGAUACCGACACACCCAGUGCCAAUCCCAAUCAACUCCCAGUACCGUCUGAAUACGUGUCCCAGUUCCGCAUCGAUGGCCAGCCCAUAUUGCCGCCACUGAUGACAGCGGAAAAGCGACACCAGAUGCAGCAGCUGCGACAGCAAGCUGUGGAACUGGAGGCCAAGUACAGGCAGGCGCAUGUCGUCAGAUCAACAUCGACCAUUGGCGAACAAGAAGCUGCUGCGUCCGACAGCACAAGCAGUGGGCAUAGCAGUAACAACAACAGCAGCAGCAGCAGCAGCUGCUGCGACUUAAACAACGACAGCGCCAUGGAUAACACACAGAGAUUGCCACAUCUGCAGCAAACGGAGACUUUCAUCUAUGACAGCACACGCAAACAGAAGCAUAUGCUGCUAGAUCUAGUUAAUUCUCCGCGCAGUCGACCCCAAACGCUUGACAUCGAGCGAAAGAGUGCGUCAGCAACUUAUUUGAUACCUACCAUUUGUGUUAAUCCGCCAACGCCACAGUGCGAACAGCAGGCAGUCAAACAGCCAAUAGCCACAUGCACAUCUCCAACAGCUAGAGGCUGCAGUCGCACCCUGAGCACACAGCAUCGCAAACUGAAUAACAUAACCAGCCGCAUACUUCAGUUUGAACGCACUGGAUUGGGCCGGAAGACGCCGCUGCAGCCACAGCCAGCCAAAUUAUUGUGGCAGAAUGAGGCUCUAGUUGCUGCGGAUAAGCAAAUGCUGCGCUCAAGCACCAGUCCGUCGCUGAGCGCUGCCCAAGUGAAUAUGACGCAAUUGCAUCGCUCGCGCUCCUUUACGCUGGAGCAGCCGUCACAGGCGCUCGUUGAACAUAUGCAACGCGAAGGCAAAAAACCGCCCAUACCGCCGCCACUGCCACCGCCGCCGUCAGCAACAACAGCCACCGUUCCUCCAGCGCCAACUUCACCUCGCUGCCGAUUUGUACUGCCAGCCAAUGUCGCGUGCAACUCAUCAGUGCAGAGUUUGGCGCAUUUGCGUCGCGACACCGUCGAGUCCAAGGCGAAACAAGUGCAGCGCAGUGCCAGCGCCAGCUGCGUCGAUGCAUACAAAUCGCCAGCGGCAGGACGGCGAAGUGGCGGCAACACAGCGCGUCAGCAGCAGCAGCAACAACUCGAGCAGCUGUUGCAACGUGCGUUGCACGAGACACAUGACGUGCGGGUGGAACAAGAGCAGCUGGAACGCAAGCAGCUGGCGGUGGCCAAGCGAAAGAUGUUUAAGGAUAUAAAAAGCGCGCAUCGUGAUCGUUUUCAGCAAUUGGUUCAGUACCAGCACGAGGAACAGCGUCGCAUGCAGGAGGAAUUCGAUCGUCAGCAAAAGUUUCUCAUCGAACAGAUAUGCGCGGAGAUAAAUGUGUCCGCAUAUGCCCAUCAGCCGAUCACAGACGCGCGCAGCCCGAGCGGCAUCUCCGAGUACACAAGCACAGAUGAUUUACCCACACCGUCACACUCCUCACCCACAAAUACGGUUACACUCAAUUCAAUUGAAACAACGCCGCAUAGCUAUGCGCAAUUUGAUGAGUUGCUGGACAAGGAUUCUGUGUCAAAUACGGCACGCAAGCGCCUCUUUGACGUGGACAACGAUGACGAGGAGCCGAUGGAGCUGCUGCCGCCGCUGCUGCAGAGUGCUUCCAGCUCACCGAGAUCAAUGUCGCUGCGUAGCAGAAGCAAUAAUAGCACUAGAAUUAAAAAGCCAGUGCAGCGCAGCCAUUCGAAGCCGCCCGGGUCCAAGAGGGUGAGCAGUCCAGUGGUGCAGGGCAAGUCACCGCCAGCGCGAAAAGUCAACAACCAGACGACAUCGUCGGGAACCAAAGGCAAUUCACGCAAUCAGCCACAACAACAAACAAUAUCAAAGACGCGUCGGAGUGGCUCGCCCAGCCGUCAGACUCUGUCAACGGACGAGCUGAAGACGCAGCGACGUCACAUAGCCGCCACUGUUCUCAAUGCCGCUGCACGCGGCUAUUUGGUGCGCCGUCUAUUCCGAACCGAGCAAGUGCAGCGCAUUGUUCAGACUAUACGCGAUACACUCAUCUUCGUGCUCAAUCUGCAUCUGGAGACGUACGGCAACAGUCUCGACCAGGAGGAGCCGGCAAAUAUACGCCUUAAGGCGCGCCUGUUGCAGCAGCUGUGCUCAGCCAGCCGCACUCUGCACCUGAUCUUCUUUCAGACGAGCAUCAAGGAGCGCAUGGAGAUUAUCGCGCGGGAUCGCAAACGGAUUAAAACAAAGCUUUUGGCUAUGCAUGUCAAGAAACGACACUAAACAAUACUCAGGGGAGGGGCAGUUGCUACUCCUAAUUGUCGAAUCGAUUUCGCUCACAACUCCUUAUUCUGCAACGACAAGCGUGUUUAUAUGAAUACAAUAAAGACUAUAUUCCUUUUGUGCCUUUGCAUACUUGUUACAAGCA
Drosophila montana is the source of this 2810-nucleotide messenger RNA. RefSeq names its product Centriolar coiled coil protein 110kDa (gene Cp110). Gene Ontology annotation, cellular component: centriole. Bases 290 to 2665 code for a protein of 791 amino acids. Gene Ontology annotation, biological process: centrosome duplication; regulation of cytokinesis; centriole replication. Gene Ontology annotation, molecular function: protein binding. The record is from RefSeq and is a predicted model, not a curated record. Lineage: Eukaryota; Metazoa; Arthropoda; Insecta; Diptera; Drosophilidae. The transcript has 5 exons.